AUGAGUGCGCAAGGUAGGCCGUCGGGAACCGAUGGCUCUGAUUUUUCCUAUCGGAUGGUUGUCGACUCAAGGUACACAAAAGUUACUAAGUACAAGCGUCAACUUGCUAUAUUAUUCGUGAUCCAGACAAUCCUCCAGUCACUUGUUGUUCUUUUGUCGUUACCUCUCAAGAUCAGUGGGCGUGUUGAAGAUGCUGAUAUUAUUUCUAGUUUCCUUUGCUUGAUGUCGAUUUUUCAAUAUUUACUUGGUUUUGAAGGGAGAAGAAGGAGCCGGGAGAAGUUUUUAUGGAUUUUUCUCGUAUUAUCUUCUAUGGCUGCACCAUUUGCCAUCCUUGCUUUCUCAAAAAAUAGUUAUGUCUUACAGGUUAUGAAAGACUUUGGCAGCUGGAAAUCAUCACCGGUUGAUCUUAUCAAACCCGCUGCGUUGCUAUCUGGAAAUGUGGUCAGGGCUUUUAUGAUCAGUACCGGAAAAUCACUCAUCCAUAACAUGUCUCCUCCGAAAAAGAAAGUUGCUUGA
Molecule: messenger RNA, 516 nt
Organism: Oldenlandia corymbosa var. corymbosa
Lineage: Eukaryota; Viridiplantae; Streptophyta; Magnoliopsida; Gentianales; Rubiaceae
Source: the annotation of a GenBank genome assembly